CUUGGCGGUGCGGGCGGGGCGCGCGUCAGUCGCGUAGCGAACGCUAUAUUGCAAGAACGUCGGGUGGCGUCGCGCCAGCCCGUCGCGUGCUAGUGUUGUGUCACAGCGGUGGGCCAGGUCGGUUUCGAGAUUUCUUCGUUCCGACGUAAACCAUGGCUCUCAACUCGGACGCUGAACAGAAAUCGAACCUGGUCCUCCGCGUGGACCAGGAUUCUGACUCGGUUCUACAGUCAUUGUUCGACACAGUGCUUAAGCCGGACUCGAAACGACCGCUACAGGUGCCUCUCCGAAUGCGACAGCUUCCAAAGUCGUUCUUUAACCCGCCGUCAACCGGUUCCAAGUCGCCAUCUGUGUCUCACUCGCGAGAAAACUCGGCUGACUCGGCGUUCGGAUCGUCGUCCGCGACUGGCGCCUCACCGGUGUCGCACUCUCGAGCACAUUCGUCACCCGCAAGCUUGCAACAAACUUACGCCGCUGGACAACAAAAUCAGCAACCACCGCUACACCAUCAGCACACAAAACAGAGAUCCUAUGACGUCGGAACACAUAUCCCUGACGAUCUUGGUCCUCUCCCGCCUGGUUGGGAACAAGCUCGUACGCCAGAAGGACAAAUAUAUUAUUUAAAUCACAUAACGAAGACGACGACAUGGGACGACCCGCGCAAGACGUUGGCGGCGCAGUCGGUGGCCGGCAGCGUGCAGCAUCAGAGCACAGACGCGCUGCUUACGCAGGCCGCCUCGCCGCAGAACAUACCUAGCACACCCGCACCAGCAGCGAAGAGUACAAGUAGUAACACAACGACGGAUCCACUAGGGCCCCUGCCGGAGGGUUGGGAGCAGGCCGCGACGGCGGAAGGAGAAAUCUACUUUAUAAAUCAUGCAGCUCGCACCACAUCCUGGUUCGAUCCAAGGAUACCACAACACUUGCAGCGCACGCCGGCGGCGGGCGGCGCGGUGCCGGACGGCGGCUGGGCCAACGCGUCGCUGCAGGCGUGCCAGCAGAAGCUGCGGCUGCAGUCGCUGCAGCUCGAGAGAGAGCGCCUCAAGCAGCGCCAGCAGGAGAUCAGACUCCAGCAAGAGCUAAUAAUGGCGCGGCAGUCAUCAUCGAUUGUUUCGUCACUGGCGAACAGCACGGGCGUGGCCAGCACAGACCUGCCCCUGGACCCGUUCCUGUCGGGGCUGUCUGACCACCAGCGACAGGAGUCCGCCGACAGCGGGCUGGGCAUGGCCGUCCCGCACUCCUACUCCAUGCCCCACACGCCCGAGGGCUUCCUAGCCGGCAUGGACGACCGCAUGGACUGCACCAGCGAGGCCGGCGCCAACAUCGACUCCACCGACAUCACGCUAGCCGAUAACCUCGACUCUACUGACGACCUGGUACCUUCUUUACAAUUGAACGAGUUCACAAACGACAUACUCCUGGACGACGUGCAAUCGCUGAUAAACUCGACGCCGAGCAAGCCCGACAACGUGCUGACGUGGCUGUAGGCGCUCCAUGCUUACAAACUUUCAAAUUAGGUAUUAUAUGUAGCGUAGCGUACUUACCGCUUGCAUGACGUCGACCGCUAUACAGUGUCGGUGACAACGGUAACGACCAUGGUGUACAUUUCACUUUGAAAAUGACAAUUAUAGCAUAACAUGUGUAAUGACUGAUGUGGGAUUUUGUGUGCUUAUGAUUUAGGAUAGGUAGAUACUUUCAGUACCAGUUCGAUGGCUUCCAACAGAACAGUUAGACCGAUGCGGACUAAUGCAUUUGGGUGUAGCACGUGUUAUUUUUAGCCAGUAACGUUAUAUUUCAGUUCAAAUGUAAGUUGGAAAGAUUUCUCCGCAUCGGUCUCACGGUUCCCUACUAUAUCUGCUCGCUUUUAUGCAGAAUUGGUUUUAUCUCUGUCUCUGCAUUUAUUCGAAUGAGAUAGGAAUACAAAAUCGUGUGAGUAUCAUAAGUGUUCUACUUCGUUGUGGUGGUACAUGUGUGGAAUUUGUAUGUCUGACUUUACAACACAUACUCAUCGCAAUUCUUGACUUGGUAAUAAAGUAUUGUAAACUAGUGCCUUUCAUCGCGGUUAGCACAUAAUGCUAAGUAAUGUAAGCAAACAGUAACUCUCUUUAUCUUCAACGUGAGCAGUAGAAUCGUUUCUAUGUUUCAAGCAGUUCAAGUAAGAGAUGAGCUACGAGACCGGAGCCAAGUAUCGCGAAUCAGUAGCAAGACUAUCACGAAUGGCUAGUCAGGUCGCUAGCGGUGCGAGUGGCUGCAAGCCUGCUUUCGUAGCAGAAAGUAGUUGCGUUGCAACGCAAUCAUUCGUGAACUUAGUUUCCAUAUUCUUUGCACAGAGACUAUCGGAAAUCGUAUUCUAUGAAUCGACAAACAAACAAUAUUUUAUGAUAUAUUUUAAAAUUAAGAUUGUGAUAACAUCUUGAUGUAACAGUGCCUUAUUGUGCCUUGAUAAAAAUUAUUUAUUGUUGUAAUAAUUUAGAUAAUGUUGAGAUAUUUUUACAAUUUUCUAUUGUCGAAUUAUUGAUGUAAUAGUGAUUUGACGGAAAAUAAACUACUUAUGUACUUGUAGAACGUUGUUUGUCAACUUACACCGUCCUUGUGAAUUUUCGAGAUUAUGAAUAGACGUUAAGUUUUAUAGUUAAUCAUGAAGUAGGUAAUAAUGUUGGCAACUAUUAUGUUUACUUAUUAUAGUUGGGUUGUAAGUGAACAAUGUGACUACCUAAGCAAUAUUCAAGUGUAUGGGUGCAGCUAGCUAGCUAAUUUUAGGGAGUAAUUGGAGCUCUAAAUUUUGCCCCUAAGUGCCUUACUCAACCAUUGUUAUUGUCUGCCCUAUACGCAGACUGUGCAUCGGUGCCAACAAAUAUAAAAUCUAUUUUCGAUAACUACUGUUAUGAUAUUAGUAUUAUUUCAUUAAUGUUAGUUAUCAAUCAUCAAAUCAUCGUCAUAUUAUAUAAAAUUCUAAAUAUUUCAAAAUUUUGUAAGCCCACCUAGUCUUUAGAUUGUUUGUAUGAGUGUAUUGAAUUCAGCUAGCUUGAUUGAUUAAUAUGAUAAUGGAAUUAGGCCUUUAAUAUCAAAUGCUACAUUGAAAACUUUGCCAUAUUAGUAAAAGUACUAUUAUUCUUAUAAGACUUGAAUGUAAUCUUCAGUUGCGACGCAUAGCAAUAAAUAGCAUCUCUGUGUAACUAUUGUAAUUAGACGUAACGGUGCUGGGUUGAUGAUACAUUUAAUUUUGUAUUCUGUAGAUCCAUUUGUUGUAUACUUUAUAUUUGUAUUUGUCGUGUAUUAAUUGUAAGAGUGAGUAAGUUGGAGGCGCGGCGAUAUUGUGCGGCGCGGUGCACAAACAUUCCAGUUGUGUGAGCCUCGCACGACUCCAGUCCUGCCUCUCGCUACACACUCAUGCCGAGCAAUAUCGCCGUCCCGCACUGUAAUCAGUUAUUUCUUAAGUAUAGCCUUUAUGAAAAACAUAUCUUUUCAGUCUGAUAACAGAUGCAAGUUUUCUAUGUAGUGUAUGUAACUACGUGUAUCAAUGUUAUAACAAUGAAAUUACGUGUCAAACUUAUUAAUUUACUAUAAUUUCAUUGUAAAUAAUUCGAUAUUCUUAUAUGAAUUAAAUAAAUAUUUGUUUUAAUACCUA
Helicoverpa zea (corn earworm) is the source of this 3628-nucleotide messenger RNA. It is a transcript of the gene yki, whose product is annotated as transcriptional coactivator YAP1. The record is from RefSeq and is a predicted model, not a curated record. Gene Ontology annotation, cellular component: cytoplasm; nucleus. The transcript has 6 exons. Gene Ontology annotation, molecular function: transcription coactivator activity; protein binding. NCBI's taxonomy places the organism in Eukaryota, Metazoa, Arthropoda, Insecta, Lepidoptera, Noctuidae. The coding region runs from base 153 to 1487 and encodes 444 amino acids. Gene Ontology annotation, biological process: hippo signaling; positive regulation of transcription by RNA polymerase II.